AUGGAACGAGGUGCUAAGAAGUCAUCAGCAUUCCUUCUUCAACAUGGUAUGUCAGCAAAUUUAAACGGUAGUUUUUUACGAACACUGGCGCUAGCUAGCUGAACAAACAUUUUUACUUUUUCAGCCCUAGGGCAGGGGACAGCUGAAGAUUUCUUAUAUGACGUUGACCUUGAUGGCAGCUCCCUUCUCCAUCUGGCCGUGAACAGCGGUGUUCUUGCGGUAAGCAUGCCUUAACGUUCUGUGCUACAAACAUAGCAAUCAACAAGUAACUAUUCUUAGAAAAUUACAGAGCAUGCGCAGUUGCCUUUGGUAAUGUUUCCUUUCAUUAGAUUAAAAAAGUGCCGCGAGAUUUUACGCCAAUCACACAGGGAAGGGGAAUGCAAACAAGCAUUAGCUUUCUCGUGGAUUUCUUAAAUUUAACGCUAUCCUGUUUCAACUAUAUUUCUCCUUUUAGGUUGUCGAGCUCUGCGUUGAAUAUGGCGUGCGCAUUAGACAACCGAGGGUAAGAUAUAAUCAUGUGUCAACAAAGCGUGUACGAACUAAUACAGUUUUUGUGGUGAUAGUCUUAUGAUUAACAUUUAAAUUGUUUAAUUUAAAGGAAGAAUCAUUUCUAGCAGCCCUUUAGUAUGCUAAGGACGCUCUUUUUUCCUGUCAGUGACAUUAAACGAUUAGGAACUAAUGAGCUCUGCCAACAGAAGUCGGGACGAUGACUUGUUACUAGUUCAGGUAACCCUGGUCAAAACAUCUGGGACACUUAAGGAAAUUAGGCGCGAAGAUCCGCGUACACUCUGAUUGCUAAAUCAACUCGUAUUCCACUUCUUAUCAACUCUUUGGUCAAUUUCUGCUGUCCCUCUCUCCCCCAAGCAAUGUUGAUUGUACUAAAAAAGACUAGCAUGCAUAAGAUUAACACUGCAUCUAGGAGAGGGGUAGAGAAAAUGCGUUGCGUUAGAGUUCCUAAGUGUUUUGACCAGGGUUGAAGGUUUAUGUGACAUAUAUCCUCUAUACUGCAAGGACUGGAAUGUUGACAUAUUUUCGAUUCGUACACAGAGACUUGACAAGGUAACAGCAUUUCAUAUGGCUUGUGAACUGGGAUCAAUGCCAAUAGUGGAAUAUAUGGUUAGCAAGGACCCCGCAGUCUGUAGAAUAACCCUUGUUGACUACAGAGGAAUGACACCACUUCAUUUGGCUGCCAGUAAAAACCAAGUCCAUGUCGUCGAGUUUCUUCUUGAAAAAGUAAGUAGCUAUUUCUUUAUUGGUAGAUAUAUUUUUGGUGAUGAUCAUAGACUCCUGCGAAAUCUUUUUGUGGAACUCAGAAAACCGUGAGAUCUACACAUAUUUUUGGAAUCCAAAAAAGAACGCUAUCGUGCGUGAUUAGAAUGACGAACAGCAUGCAGCAACAGUAAUUCGUCGAUGGUUUUGUCGUUUUCUUGGGUGAACUGUAACUUAGAUUGGCCGUGAGAGUAAAACGUAUAGAGGCGUAGGGUGGAUUUCUACUGUCGCGUAAUUUUUACGUGCGUGGGCACGUAAACUUUACGCACGUGAAUGAAAUAGAGGCAAAGUAUAAAAUCCCGCGCGUAAACAUUAAAUUUAGUUGAGCGAGGGUUUCAACUUUUGUGUUUUACGUGUGACCUUCCAUACACUGCCUCUAUUUUAUUUACGGGCGAAAAUUCACGUGCGUAUCCACGAACAAAAUACGCGACAGUGGAAGUCCACCCUAAGGCAUGAGGUUUUUUCUACCCAUAUUCCAUCAAUAACUGUCCUGUAAGUUCCAUGUUAUUGCGGCGGUUGUUUUUACUGCGAGUUUAUAUGGAUUUCUUGCGUGAAGUUCCAGCGAUACAUUUCAAAAUCUGUGCCACUAAUCGCAGGAUCCUUUAAAAUAUAUUUUUACAGAAGUCUUUCCGUUCCUGCAAAUAACAUCAAAAUCUCAAUCAAGCUGCUGUAAGGUAGUAGCGAGCUAAAUCGUGAGUAGCCUGCAAAGACGAUUAGACGAAAACUGUUUGUAGGUACUCGUUGUGAAAGGCUUCAAUAUAAUUUUUAAAGGCUGUUUAGUUGGUUGUAAAAUGCUACUUCCUUUUUGUAAUUGUACGUGCUGGUUAUACAUAACAUAUACAUAAUUGAACAGUGAUAAUCAGCAUGUCGCGAGGGGUGCCGGACAAAGAAAAAAACUUUAACACACCGACUGGGAUCGAGCCUAUGACCUCCCGCACACCGGGGGGGUAGGGGAUAGGGGGGGAGGGGGUUCGCUCUAUCAACUGAGUAACGGUCAGGCUCAUGAGGAGCAAGGCCAUAUACUAGGUUCAUAUUUGACACGUUUCCUUCAUACUGCCGGGAUCAGCAAUGUUCAGAGCCCGCUACCGCAUAAAGUAAAGAAGGAUGGUGAAUUUACGCUAACCUAACUAAUCUGUGUCCUUGUUUUCGUACUCAGGGAGCCGCUGUCGAUCCCAAGUCGGACGAAAGACGCACUCCUUUAUUCCGUGCUGCUGAUAAAGGAGCGGCUGAUGUUGUUAAACUUCUUAUGGAUCGUGGUGCUGACGUCACCAUCCGGGACACUGAGCUCCAGUCUGUAUUACACGCAGCUGUCGGUCAUCCUCGCGCAAUGGAGGUCCUUUUACAGGUAAGGCUUCCUCAUAGAAAGACCAGCAGCAUUCCGUGGGGUCAUUCUCGUGCUAUCGAGGGUCUCCUUACGGCAGACAAGGAGUAGUCAGAGUCAUGACCAACUAACUGCAUUCAUAUUUUGACAAAGUUCACGUCAACAUUACUGUCAUUUGUCAAGGCUAAUUACAUAAUUAGGCACACGCCCUGUCUCCUUUUCUGCACCGAUGAAAUAGUGUGAAUCCCCGGCACUCCUCUGAUCUUUCUUUUAUGUGAAGAUAACCAAGAGCAACAUUCCUCAAUGUUAUAACUCAGAGUUUAAAUUCGUUAGAUAACAAUUAUUCACCGAAGUGGAGGUGGCUAGUCGUGGAAAUUUACCGAACUGCGAAGCAGUGAGGUAAAUAUCCACGACUAGCCACCGACACUGAGGUGAAUAAUUGUUUUAGUAUAUACUAAAACAGUGAGAUAAUUUAGCACAAAAAUGACGAUUUUCAACUCAAAUACUGUUGCCAACGAUUACAAUUUUGGCGCGUAAUGACCGGGCGGCCGCGGCCGUCGCUUUUUCUUGGCGACAAUUAAAACUUUUGAAGGCAUUUGUUUAGCUCUUGGGGGGAAAUUUCUUCAAAAGGAGUUGUGAAUUCCUUUUUGUAUUUAAAAUCAUUCUAUAAAAAAAGAUUAUUAAAUUUAGUUUUAAGCUUUUUUAUGAACAAAUCAACUAACUAAAGUAACAAGACUUAAACUUAAUUUGCAUUUGUAAACAAAAAACUUUUUCACCGGUUUUAUCGAUAAAUUCGUGUCAAAAAGACAAAGCUUUACCUGUUAAAACUUCCAAUCCGAACUUCGUCACCUUCUUCGUGUAUUUCGGAAACAGCUUGCUUGAUUAGUUGUGAAAUUUCUUUGUUUGUUAACGGCAGCAAACCGGAAAGGCAUUUUGCUCGCAACUUACGCGAGUUCGGCGUCGCUCGCUCGGAGAAACUGGAGGUGAAUCAGUGAAUAGUGCAGGAUAUUCACUGAUUGAGUAGCCAAUCAGAGAGCGCAAAAAACACUAUCCACUGUUUUAGUAUAUACUAAAUAGACUUAUUCCCUCUCUGAACUUGAACUGAGGUCUUCAUUUGAAACCUUGUGAUGCUAUGAAGAAGUCCAGGUUAGAGCCUGUACUCCUAGAUUCGACAACGAUAAAAAAAAGCUUCGUAUCAAUCUCUCCAGAAAAAUAUCUUUAAAAAAGUACAAAAAUUCCUGGCUAGUAGAAAGCCAGUUUUCUUAAAAUUAUUGCAUCUUUUAACAAUUUCUAACCGUUGUCUACGUAACUUUCAGAGUCCUGCAGUUAUGUCACUCAUCACUGAGAAAGAUGUUCAUGGAUUCUCGGCUGUACACUACGCAGCCAAGAAAGGAGACAUAAAGGUCUGAAUUGAAAAGUCUGCAUGCCUAACCGCGACAGGGUUAAUACAGCUGUUAGAGCGUUGAUCUGCAAGAGCGAAAGGUCCCGGGUUUGUCAACGACUACUGACGUAAUUCUCUUUUCAAGGAAAACUGUUUAUCUGUUUUCGACCGGCAUCCAUAGCUUUCUGUUCAUGUUUUUUGUCAGUAAUUCAGCUCUGCGGCACAGAAAGUUGGUUUUUCGUUAUAAAAUGACUCUGCGAUUCAUAACUAAAUCCCCACUCUGUGGAGGCCUUGAGAUAUUGCUUUCUUGCUUAAUGCCUUUAAACUGACAUCGUGCGAGCUUAAUUGAUACAUUUCCCUCAGUUUAGCAAACAACAAAUAAAUACUCGGAUUCUAACGUUUUUUUUGCGACUUUGGAUCAACAGAAUCUGGAACUUUUAGCGGCCAAGAACAAAACAGCAGCAAGUGUGACGUCAGAUUCACUCGACACGCCUAUCCACGUGGCCGCUAAGUAAUCACCUUUUUUGAUAACAGUUUGUAUUCCCGCAUCUUACUGGAAAAGAUUUCUUUCACUCCAUAUGUAAAAUCAGAAUUGGGCAUGGACAGGUCAAAUUGCACAAUCACUUCUAACGUAAAAUUAAGAACGGAUGCAUCCUACAAACGCACUUACUUCUUUCUUUAGACUUUCUAAAAUGUCCUUUAUUUUUUUCGUGAUUGGCUGUGCCAUUUUGAAAAAGACCUUUCAUACCUUUUUGGCGCGAAAUUCACCGGUCGAAAAUUCCACGCGGUGACGUUAUGACAUUUGACAAAUUGGAGAGUGAGUUACAUUUGACACCAGUCCUGAAACAGCAUAUGUCAAUCAUUUUUUCCCGCUUGAAUUUCUAAUAUGAUUCAAAUCCAUUCAGGCGAUUUAAGUCGACCUCAAGACUUAAUUCAUCCCUCGCUCGGUCCCUGCGCGACCUCAUAAAAGCUCGCUUCUCUCGCUUUUAAGAAUUUAUAAGAGGUCGACACGUUACAAGUGUACCUUUUCUUUAGAUAUGGCUGGACCGAAGCCGUGGAAAAGUUGAUGGAUCGACAGAACGCGCGGAUAUUAAAUCUACAAAACAGUCAUGGACGAACACCUCUACACUACGCAUGCUCGGAAGGAAACGAUAUUACAACUGCUGCACUUCUGAAGCUAGGGGCGACUGUGGAAAGGUAUACAUGGACUGACAUUUUAUGCAUUAUCACAUGUCAGUAUAUUGAAUAAGUGAGAGAAACGAUAGUUAUCAAGCACCAUAAGACAAAACUGCUCAUUCGUCAUCAAACCCAAACACUUUUAUGACCAAUAUUCAAUCAAAAAAUGAAAGAACUAACUAGAAGAACUACUUAUGAGCGUAACAAUUUUGGACUAUAACGAAUCUCAAUAUUUGAGCCACGAUGCGCAAACACGUUGUGGUAAAUGGAAAAACCACAGAAAGACCUGCACUGUUGGUUAACUUAGAAAAGUUUCAGUUUAAGCUUCAUCCACAAAGUAAUCGUAGGGGUCAAUCUUUGAGUAUUUUGUUCAGAAAAAUGACACAUGUGACUUGGUGGUUGAUAACACCCUCAAGAUCCAAGCAUUUUUUUUGUUUCAGAGAUCAAAACGAUCGCUCUCCCCUUCACUUGGCCGCGCUCAAAGGUUCUGCACAAUGUUGUGAGGCAAUCCUUCAGAAAUUUGAUGACUGUGUCAACUGGACAGACAAGAAUAAGGUUUUUUUCUUUUUGCAUUUUACUUGAAAGUGGUAAUAAAUUAUUAGAAUAAGAUUAACUUUGUUUUAUGCCAAAUGAAUGCUGGAGAAAGAUUCAACAGAGGGAAAUUGUCAUUACCAAUAAAUACGAUAUUAUGACAUGUAUUCAGGAGAAUAACUUAUUAAAAAAAAUCAGGGAAAUUGAGCAUUCAAACCGGAAAGGCUAUGUCUACUGACAAAUUCAGGGAAACAGCUUUCUCGCCUUGGCUUUUGAAUAUGCAGAAAGUUACUUCUCUGCCCCUUUUUUUGGCGUACCUUCUCAGUCAGUUAUCCCUUUUAAAAGUUUCUUUACUAUAAAACAAGCUGCAACACGAUUAUUUCAAGCACUCCGCUCUCUGGAUAGACCCAAGUAGAAUGUUUGGAAAAUAUCCCAUUUUUCCGGUAUUGGAACAGCGUGCAGGAUAAUCGAACGGAGAUUCCGGAUUAUCGUUCGUACUCUUAUUCCAGAGUAAGGUCAAUGGAACGCACUAUAAAUAAAUCACACCCACAUUAUUAGUAUUAAAUAUUUAUUUGUCAUUCACAGAACACAGCUUUACAUCUAGCAGCCAUGUAUGGUCACGCCCCUGUCGUGACGUUACUGCUUUCGAAUGUAAAAUCUGAGAUCACGUUGAACAACACCAAUGAUAACAUCCUGGAUGCAGCUGUUAAAGAAAAGAGAAGUGCUGUUGUCAUGGCGAUUGCUGAACACGACAGGUACUACAAUGAUUACUAGCCUUGUGGUGCAUGUCUACAAAGUACUUUUGCCCAAGGGUUGAAAUAAAUUCGUCAGUGCAGAAAGCUUUGGGCACUGACUGAAUCAGCUUUUGAACUCAGGGAAACUGUAGACUGAGAAAUCUUCAGGACUGUAUAUAAAUCAUGAGCAGCGUUGUUUAACGGACUUUCCUUUAUUAACUUUGAAAAAUAAAUUGAGUUCUUCAUACUGUUCUUUCACCAAUAGAUGGAAAGAAAUUUUGACUAACUGCACUGCAGGCGUUGUUACAAUGCUACAGAAACUGGUAGAAAUCAUGCCUGACACUGUUGUGGUAGGUACUUUGUGACCCUUAGCAUUUGGCCAAUAGGAAAAGAAAGAAAGCACAGAGAGAGAGAGAGAAAAAAAGUAAUGCUAAAAUACAGUUUGAUUCGCGUUAAGCUUGGUCCAAACAGGUGUAACUUGUGUGGUGGUUACAACUUCAUAUUAUCCAAUUAUUGUUUCCUGGUGCAAUAUAUCAGAUCCCGUUUGAACAUUAUGUUGGGUGGUGUCGAAUGGUGAAUCACGUUUGAAUGAGUUCGAACUUUUCACCCAACAUCAGCCGACAUUUACUUUGUUAUUUCGUUGAUGGAUUAUAUUACAACAUGUUUGCAACGCUUAAAGCUUGGCAACAACAUUGGAAAUGCUUGCGCAAUUAUUCUUCACGCGUCAUUUAUACUUUUACACUUUGCACACAUAGUUUUCUCCACCUAAAAAUUUCUGUGCAACAAAUUUUAGUGAGUAUUCGGUUCGCUUAAACACCUCGCCCGACUCUAUUCAACACUAUCAAGCUUAACUGGUCCCAAUUUCCACAGGAAAACCUUAUAAAAUACUCUUUCUUAAUUAAUUGCCCUUGUGUGUUUCAUUGUUUUUCAUGUUUUUAAAAUCACCAAUCUUUCUUCCAGCGAUUCUUGGAUCAGCUUGUUACUGAGUCUGGAGAUCCGGCAAGUCAGAAUUAUAAGGUACUAUGGUUUACAUGAGCAAAUCAGAGGCUGUGAAGUUACAAUCGUGCUCUUGCAAUGCACUUUACAAGGUGUUUGAAUAACACUCUGAAGUUGCGUUUGACAAUCGUGUUUUAUUACUCAAAUUAUUUUAGUUUCAUAACCCUUAUUAACUUGUUUGGAACCAUUUAGUCAUUCCUCUUUUUUAUACUGCGCAACCUUACUAUGUAUCCUUGCUUUGCAAAGUGAAAUCUUUCCAUGAUGGCUGCAGCCGUCAAAGAAGAGGUAGAAUACGCUGUUUUCUAGGGUUUAAAAACUAGUUAUUAAAGAAGGCGAUAAAAGAGGACAGCAUGGUAGUAGGCCCCAAUACUUAGCAGGUACUGCACCCCUCUUUUAAUUUCAUCCUUUCUGUUAUUAUCCUGUACCUUUGAAUGAAAAAAGGACAAGCAAGAAAAUAUAACAUCAUUAACAUCAUUAUAAUUUCCGAUUUUCUUAGGUUACGUAUGACUUGGGUCUAAUUCAAGGAAUAUUUGAAGAAACGGAGGGCAGAGGACGAAAACGAACCAUGGAUUCUGGAGAAAAGGUAUAUCAAGGGUGUGUUAUGUCUACCAAGCAUUGAUAUCUCUGGAAUCAUUUUCUUAAGAAGGGAGGAAAGAAAUAAAUGCAAAAUCCCUGCUUUCUUGUCAUGGAAGCAAAAACAAAGACCACCUGAAAGAAAUUUGAUUCCAUCAUAGAUAAAGAGAACACCAGGCUUACUACAUAUAAAAUUUAUUUUUCAGACGCCUUCCAAAGAAGAAGUUAAUGUAAUCAGCAAUAAAAAGAAAAGCUCUGAGGAUAAACAGCAUCUGAGCUCUAUGGCUUUAAUAGAGGUAACAAGGAGUUAGAACGUGAUGCAUCAAGGUCGCCUCCAUUAUAAUUAUAUUGACGAUAAUUGUAAUCGAAAAUUUACUACAUUGUCAUCAUUGUAUCAUUAUAAUCGUACUCAAAAUUAUAGUCGGUUCAAGUUAACUUCAACAAUACCAUCACAAUCAUGAUCGUACGUAGUCAUCAUCAACAUCGACAUCAACAUCAUCAUCAUCAUCAUCAUCAAUAUCAUCAACAUCAACAUCAUCAACAUCAACAUCAACAUCAACAUCAUCAAAAUCAACAUCAACAUCAACAUCAUCAACAUCAACAUCGACAUCAACGUCAUCAUCAUCAUCAUCAAUAUCAUCAACAUCAACAUCAUCAACAUCAACAUCAACAUCAACAUCAUCAAAAUCAACAUCAACAUCAACAUCAUCAUCAUCAACAUCGACAUCAACAUCGUCAUCAUCAUCAUCAUCAAUAUCAUCAACAUCAACAUCAUCAACAUCAACAUCAACAUCAACAUCAUCAAAAUCAACAUCAACAUCAACAUCAUCAUCAUCAACAUCGACAUCAACAUCAUCAUCAUCAUCAUCAUCAAUAUCAUCAACAUCAACAUCAUCAACAUCAACAUCAACAUCAACAUCAUCAAAAUCAACAUCAACAUCAACAUCAUCAACAUCAACAUCAUCAAUAUCAUCAACAUCAACAUAUCAACAUCAACAUCAUCAACAUCAACAUCAACAUCAACAUCAUCAUCAUCAACAUCAACAUCAACAUCAACAUCAACAUCAUCAUCAUCAACAUCACCAACGUCAACUUCAACAUCAACUGCAUUAACAUCAAUAUCAUCAUCAUCAACAUCAUCAGCAUCAACAACAUCAACAUUAACAACAUCAACAUCAACAUCAUCAUCGUCUUCAUCAUCAUCAUCAACAUCAACAUUAUUAUCAUCAACAUCAACAACAUCAACAUCAACAUCAACAUAAUCAACAUCAACACCAUUAUCAUUAACAUUAACAUCAUUGUCAUUAACAUCAUUGUCAUUAACAUCAACAUCAACAUCAACAUCAUCAUCAUCAUCAUUAUCAUCACCAUCAGCAUUAUUAUCAUCAGCAUCAACAUCACCAUCAACAUUUCCAUAAGCUUUUCCAGGUGAUCUUUAGUUACGUAAACUAAAUAAUCACAUUAUCAUUAUCAUCGCUUUUAUCAUCCCAGUGUCAUUAUGCUUUUCAUGAAAUUAAAAGCUGUAUACCUGUAAGCUGUUAACAUUUUUGUUCUCUAAAUUCAUCCUAGACCAUGGCCAUUCAUCACCGAGAACGCUGCCUUACUCAUCCGAUUAGCUUUCAUUUGUUAAACACCAAAUGGUAAGUCCGUUCAUAAUGCUUUUCGUGAUCUUCAACCACUUCAAAACAUUUUUACCGCAAUAGAAUAUAUUACAGGAAGUUUUGUUGACAAAUAAAAUCAUUCUCACUUCUGACACACUUAUGGACAUCUUCUAGAGAAACAUUUGGUAUUUAUAAUUGAAUGAGCCGUAGUCAUUUUCAAUAAUUCUUCUUUAUACCAAAAAAAGCUAAAAUGGUAUCUUUAAUGGUUACAUGUUUUCAAGACUGUUGUUGGUAGUUAUGUUUCUUUAACCUUCGUUUUUAAAAAGAAAUGGGAUUCUCAGUUGCCCAGUUUAUGGUUUCACUCCGGUCAAGUCACCCACAAUGUUUUUAGGUAGCAAUAAUUAAUUUUAAAAAAAUAACAAUCUUAAUGACAAACCUUGGAGUAAUUUUUAUACUUCGUGUAUUUUUCAGGAAAAAGUUUGGCUGGGUUACAUUUGCAACCAACCUUUUCUUCUAUUUUUUGUUCAUUACACCGCUGACCACAUUAGCGGUAUAUUCACGCAUCAAUCAGGAUGAGCUAUGUGGCUUCAACCCUUCUGAUCCGAAUGAGGUUAGGCUACUAAAUAGGGAGCUUAAAGGAGCUGUGGCACGGCAGUCUAGUUCAUUUUGUUUAAUUUUGCCGAUUAAUCGCCCUCAAUCGCUAUGGAACUUAAAGUAAGCAAAGAAAUUAUAUGUAAAUGACAAAAUCAGAGAUCCGAGACAAACAAAUGUGUCUCCUGAGCAUUAUUUUUGAAGUUGCAAGCAGCAGGGAUCAACUUUGAAAAACUGUUGGGCUAAAUAGUUUUCAAAACCCUAAUCUCAAUCCGUUUCAGUCUUCUUCAUUUUUGCCCAUCCGUGGCAUCUGUUGUUCCUGUUAUGUCAUUUUAACCUUCCUUUAAUUAAGCGGUUACGUUAAAGUUUCUCUUAAGUGCAAAUCGCCGUUAUAAGGGUGAAGAAACUUAGCAACACAAAUGUGAGAGCGUCAAUGCAAGGCGAGAGUUAGCUAUAUUUAUUUUUAUCUUUCUUGUUAUAUUACCCUUCGAUAUUUAUUAGGUUACGAGUUCUUAAAUCCCCAUCAAAGCGUUUGCACUUUCAUAAAUAAUCCAAUAUAACCAAGUAUCGCUUUAUUCUUGUUUUUUUUUAGGACAAAGACAACUACAAUUGUACUUUCAGCAGCGUGGUAAGAGACGACGUUCAUGAAAUAGGCCAUUUACGAGUUCGUGAAAUUCUCACUUUCAAAACGAGGCUAAGUGCAAACCUUUCUUGUGACAAUGAGUUUUAUUUGCGUGAGAAUUUUUAAAAUGGCUCGCUCUUAGCCUCGCUUUGAAACAGAGGCUCAGGCUAACUCGGAAAUGACCUAUUCGUUCUUCUAUUUUCGCUUAUAAAUUAGACCGCGAGCGGUCGUCCUUCUUCUCUCAGAGCCACGCGCGGCGAGCGACAGGGUAAAAUGCCCGGCCACGCCUUUCGCCCCUCGCGCGUGCCCUCGUUUCCCGUGCUUUCAUUCUACCGGGUCUCAAAAGAUAAAUAAGAGACUGCUCGCAGUCAGGAGCCUAUAACCCUCCUGUCGCAAUCUAAUUAUAAAUAUGCAGAGUUAAAUUUACAUUAAUCCGUCCACUUUAAAAUCUUCCUUCGUUUACUUAAAUAGGUGGUCCAGGUGUUGAAUUACUUCGUUUUGGUCAUGGCGGCAGGUCAUCUCUUGAAGGAGAUUUUAUCCCUUUUUUCUCAGGUGAGGAGAAACAGCCCACUGACAUAGCUUACUACAAUCUUCAAGGCAAUAACUACAACAUGGCUGAAAUUUUGAGUUUCUGUCGUUAUUCACCAAAAGCGAGUGGAACUGGUGCUGAAAUGAGCCCGCAAUUGUUUCUGGGAUAGUUACUGGGGACGCGCCGGUCAGCUAUUGGUCAAUUUUUUCCCCUGUCCCUAGCAACAGUCUUUGCGAAAUUUAACUCGGUCCAGUUUCUUUCUCACUUCUAAAGUGUCAUAUUGUUAUUGUGUCCGGACGACAUUACAUGACUAGCAUCCAUUCAUUAAAUUUGCACUGUGUUAAGAGUCUUAACACAAUGCAGAUGUUAAGCACAUUGUCAGUUGGCAGCAGAGUUGGCCAUCCUUAGGUUGGGUGAACGACUGGGUCGCUGUUGUGUCCAACUGCAUUGUGGCACUGUUUCUGAGGCCCAAUUUGAAUCCCGUUUCCCGCGCAACUACAAAUUAAAAUAGCCAUUGAAAGAAGCGCUGACGUCCCCAAAAUAGUCCCAUAGUUCAGUUCGACACAACACCGACCUUCACCCUCAUCUCCGUCAAAUUGGUCCAUUUUCUUACUAACAACAUUCAAGGACUCGGGAGGAUUGAUAUUUGAACCAGCAAUUAGAAGUGUAAACCAGUAAUUUUGGUGCCGCUGGCCCAAGGUGAAUACCGAGCGUUUAAAGAAAUUAUAUUUAUAAGUAGAUAAAUCAAGAUUUUUAUGAUUUGAUUUACAAAGCUCUGUGUUUAAAGAUACUUAAUACUUAGCUUUUAAUCUUUCUUUGUGUUUUGAAUUAAAUCGUUUUAUCUUUUCACUGCAUUACAUUCAGCUGAUCAUUUUUAUCUAGCCUGUAACAUUAUAUAUGUCUUUUUAUCUAAUGAGCAAUAAAAUAAUUAUUUACUUUUUUGUUGAGUAAGUGUAGUGAUUUUUCAGUUGCCUUUACCCUGAAUCUUUGUCAUUUCUCCUAAUUCGCAGCGAAUGACAUAUAUUGAGGAUGUGAGUAACUAUCUGGAGUGGGUUUGUUAUAUAACGGCUAUUCUGUAUUGUAUACCGCCUUGUGACUGUCGAGCUGGUUUUAAGCAAGAAGUCGGCGCGAUCGCUUUGUUCUUCGGGUGGAUGAAUCUUAUUUUGUACUUCAGAAGGUAAGUUUCCAUAUUUGCCCUUAAAAAAAAUUCUCAACGCGAAGACUCUGUUUCAAAAUUCUAUUGUUCUCCUUCAUUACUUAGCAUUAGGUUCGGUACUUGUGAACAACGCUUGACCCAAGCCUAACUUUUCGAAAUAUUUACACAGCUAAGAAAGUUCAGGUCUCUGGUUGUGUCUGAUUUCUUGCGCCAAAAACUAAACCAAAUAAACCUAGACCUUUUACGACCUUUUAAGGGUGCACCUCUUUAAUCUUAGCUAUGCCUCAUAUUCUCAACUCUUUCGGCACGUUUUACGAGCGUAUCAUGCCUUAAAAACAUGACAAAGUCUUCCCUCUGUACGCUCAAUAUAAACUUCGCAAGAAAUAUUUAUCUUUAGCUUCAUUCAUUCUUCUAUUUUUGCAGGCUAAAACAGAUGUUGUUGCUCUUUUUUAGGUUGUCUUCUUAUGGGCAGUACGUUAUCAUGUUAUCCACCAUGUUUGUGACUUUGGUGAAGGUUUGUAGGUGGCAUCUGUUUCAAGUUUGUUUAUGACCAUUUUAAAACAUGAGAUAAUAGGGCCAUUUAUACGAGGAAAAAUAAGACGCGUCUUACAUAAGACGCGUCUUAAAUAAGACGCGAACUGUACCAUUUAUACGAGCAUGUCUUAUCUAAUAAGACGCGUCUUAGCUAAGCGGCGUCUUAUUUUAGACGAAAUGUGCCGUUUAUACGGAAAGUUCGCGUCUUAUUUAAGACGCGUCUUAUUUUUCCCCGUUUAAAUGGCCCUAAUGGUACAGCGAACACGAGAAGAUGUAUCCGGGAAGUGACAAGCGCGAGACAUUUAUGACGAAGAAAGCCAAGCAUAAAUUUCCACUACCCGCAUGUGAAUAGCUCCCUCCGUUAUAUUUAAUGUGAGGAGCCUGAGGAUCGACGAUAGGCCAAGAGUCACUCCCCAUUCACAUUCCAUUCUCCUACCUUUUCUCUAAAACAAGACAGUGAAGCCUACGGAGGAGGUCGCUUUCAUGUGAAGACACUUUACAUAACGCUCUAGGAAUAAUGUAGAUAUGAAUCUGAUCAUGAUAUGAGUAACAACUAACGGAUGCAAUUUUCUUUUACACAGGUUUUGCUUCUUUGGAUGUUGUUCAUCAUGGCUUUUGGAACAACGUUUUUGAUGCUGAUGGAUGAUGUAAGUGCUUGUUCCAAUGGGGGAAAAAAUAAUUAUAACCAAAACGUAACAAUGGUCCUAAUAAGUUUAAACGCUCCUUCAAGCACACUCACAUUGCAUUGUUUGAAAAGUCUGUGAAAAGUCAUUAGCGUUAUUAUGAGAUUUAAUUAAGCCAGCUCCAUUGCAAGACCCAAAUCUACGGUGUGUGCUGUUUGUAUCUUUUUUUCUUCAGCGCAACAGAAUGCGGCGCGUCUUCCUUGCCCCCUGAGCCUACGUGUAGCCGUACCCUCCCCCUGACAUAGGAAAAACGGAGAGAUGGGGAAGGAUGGGGGCGGGUGCGGCUACACGCAGGCUACCUCACCCCAAUCUUCUCGACGGCUUUUCCGGCUUGCGCUAAAAUGUUCCCGGAAUUCGCACAAGUGAGCCUGCUGGCAGGCUUCUUUAUCUUUAUUUUUCUUAUCGCAGGAACCGUUCGAUCAAUUUGGCACAUCCUUGAUGACCAUGUUUGUGAUGACCCUUGGAGAACUUAAUUACAGUGACAACUUUCUUGACAAAGAACUCAGUUUUUCUACUCUAGCCAACAUUUUAUUCAUCGUACUUGUUCUCGGAAUGCCAAUUAUCAUGAUGAACAUGCUGGUAAGUUCGUACGACAUUAGUUAGUUUACGCAACAGGACCAAGAAGAAGAGGCUUGUGUGUGACAAAGGUUACAUGGCUAUUACUUGCGUGUUUUGUCGGGAUCUUCCCUUGACAUUAAUGUUUUCUGGUCUUUUACGAAAAGAUCUGUUCAAAGGAAGGUGAAGUUUGCGGCACGUUUUUCCAACAAAAUCAUCGUCACGCUUGCCACACAAGGUUUGCCGUCUCCUUUCCUCUCCCGUCCUGUUGCGUAAGUUCACUAUUAUGAAUAACUUUGGUUUGAUUUCUGUACUAGCCUGAGUCAGUCAUGACUUCCUUAGGGUGCCUUCCUUCUUUUUUUUUUUUGGGGGGGGGGGAGGCGGGGAAGAUUGCAUGUGACGGAGGGGUAAGGGCGAACAGCGAGGGGGGUUUCUCUCUCCCUUUGCUCUAUCCCCUUUUUGCUUCUCUCUUCCCUCUUUACCCCAGAAAUUUCUAUAAGACGACAUCACAUCAUUAUGUGACUGCAGUGCGACUUUGUCUGUAGCGCAACUGAAGCACGAUACAAUACAAGUGUUUAACGAGUAUCUAAAGAUUGCUUAACAACGUAUCACGCGUGGCCACGCGUUACCAUGGUAGAAUGGCUACUGCAGGGAACCGUACAAAUAUUUUGGGGAAUCAUUUCAACUGGGUGCGCAAAUAUUAUGCGCAUACAGUGUGUGAAGAGUGAAGAGUGAUUUCGUAAGCGUUAAUAGUGAUUGCCUCAUCGUCACGGGCAAUUGUGUGAUCGUUACCAAAGCAAAGGCAUUAGAACUGUGUGCACAUAUGAGUAUAACAUGCAUGGAUAUGGAGAAGAGGUACAAUUGCAGUACGAAGAUGCGUGGUUCUACUACUAUAAUUUUUCCGACACUCUCUUCAACUACUGCAAAAUUUGAUUUCUCCUUUGAUAUUUUAGGUUGGUUUAGCCGUUGGAGAUAUUGACAAGAUUCAACAGAAUGCUUUGAUGGAUCGUUACGUCCUACAGGUAGCGUUUUGUGAAUUUUGCAACAGGAAGUACCACGGCAGUAGCUAUCAUUUCAAUGGUUACAAGGCAGGAACUUUUGCAAAAAAUUUAAAACUGGCUUAGAGCCAACUUGUACGGGAUAGUAAAAGAACCACAGGAACGUACUGCACAGUAGCUUUUAUUUGUAUGGUUACACUUCAGUAUUUCACACACAAAUUCAAAGUUAGGAACCACCUUGUACAGCAUAAUAAACUUUAAAACAGGGUGAAAUACUGCUCAUUAUCAUGAUUCCAUCACAGGUUCGACUGCUUGUGGAGAUAGAGAAUUCCCUCCCAAAGUUUAUUUUGAAGAGAGUACAAGUAUACUCGCACACCGAGUUUCCGAACCAACGCAAGACACUCAAACAAGUGGUAUGUGAAAGGGACAGUAUUUACAGGUCACAUGCUAUGGCCUACAUACUUAAAAUAAUAGGGGACUGGGAACAAGUCAGUUAUGUCGAUGUUACAGUGAUAUGGGCAUCCCUGCGUUUUAGGCAUCCCCAUUCCCAAAACCCUAGUGAUAUGGGCAUCCCCUUUAACCCUAACUUUAACCCUAACCCAGAUCGCUAAGGUAAUAUGAAAAGGGAAUGCCCAUAUCGCUGUAACUUCGCUACUCCGACGCUAUAAACCUCAGGGCAUUCUCGUCCCCAGAGCCUCAUGGGGACCUGAGCAGGAGAACGGGACUGGGUACACGUUUUUGGCCCAAACAUUUCUGAGAUCGAUUGGGUGGAGAAAACAAGCAAUGGUUAACGGUUGUCUUUAGCUACCUUCCUCCAGUCAUAACUUACUCCUUUCCACUGACCCAUUCGAAGAAUCCUGCAAGCGCCUCACUGUUCCAUUUUUCAUUAUUUUACCUUCAUCCUUUCCCAUGACAACCCGCCCGCCUCAAUUUAACCUAAAUCUCCUGUCAACCCUAAAACACAUAAAAAGUGACACAGUACGAGUCUGAUUGGUCUGUAUGAAAGUGGUUGCUGAGUUAUCUCAAAAUCGUUUUCCAAGGGAUAUACAAAUUUAAAACACAUACGAAAAAGGACGAUUAAGUAAAUUGGACCAUUCAGUAAAUUACAACUUAACCUUCGGCGCGACAGUUUGCUUUUACACCUGUCAAACUUCAAAUGUUUGGCGGCAAAACACGUUCAUCUUUGGCACCCUAUUACAACAUGUUUUCUUGUCUCGUGUUCACGUUUAGAUGCAACCGACUAAUGCCUCCCCCAUCAAAAUACAAGACCGUACUUCUUUAGAAUUCUAGCUUUUGCAACAUCACUUUUUAUCUGCUUUUUAUCCAUUUCUUAACUUUAUUUAUUCUCUCGCUUAAGUUGGUAGAUGGACUCAUUGGGUUCAAUAAACCUGAAGUCGCAAGAGAAGAGGGGCAAAAAGGUGAAAUAUCACCGCAAAUGUUAAAGGUUGUGGAUCGAAUUGAGAAGCAAGACGCAAAGUGA
Molecule: messenger RNA, 16730 nt
Organism: Porites evermanni
Lineage: Eukaryota; Metazoa; Cnidaria; Anthozoa; Scleractinia; Poritidae
Source: the annotation of a GenBank genome assembly